AUGACAUCUUCUCUACGUGCGCCUCUUGAGGCUCUGAAGAUACCAGGCAAGAUAAAUACGACGGGAGAUGAUGGUGGUGGUGGUGGCGGCAAAGGCGGCAGCGACGAUGGAUCAACCUCUUUGCAACGUGCGCGUUUA
Messenger RNA from Mesocestoides corti, 138 nucleotides. The record is from the annotation of a GenBank genome assembly. Lineage: Eukaryota; Metazoa; Platyhelminthes; Cestoda; Cyclophyllidea; Mesocestoididae.